Molecule: messenger RNA, 1772 nt
Organism: Raphanus sativus (radish)
Lineage: Eukaryota; Viridiplantae; Streptophyta; Magnoliopsida; Brassicales; Brassicaceae
Product: pentatricopeptide repeat-containing protein PNM1, mitochondrial
Exons: 1
Coding region: 38-1600 (520 amino acids)
Molecular function (GO): protein binding
Source: RefSeq, a predicted model, not a curated record
GUUUCUCCCUCUCUCAUUUCCUCACCCUAAUUCGAAAAUGCCGCCGCCGUUACCGUCUCUGCAACUCCGGCGACUCCUCCUCCGCACCUUCACCUCAUCCGCCAAUCCUCUUCAAUCUCACUCCCGUAUCAUCCCCACCAAGACGUCAUUUCCCCAUCCGCCACCUCCCAGGUUCCCUCUAUUCCCUUCUUCCAGACUCUUCUCAUCCCAAACCAAUGCGGAUCCACAAACCCCCGCCGACCCGACUCAGAUCGCUCUCUCCUUCUCCAAGGAGCUCACCGGAACCCCCGCCGAAGCCGAUCCCCAAUCAAUCUCCCAGAGGCUCCACCUCAGCUUCUCCCACAUCACCCCGAACCGCGAUCUGAUCCUCAGAACCCUCAACCUCUCCCCUGAAGCCGGCCGCGCCGCUCUAGGGUUCAGCGACUGGCUCGACUCAAUCUCCUCCUUCUCCCACGACGACGAAACCGUCUCCCUGUUCGUCGAUUACUUCGGCCGUCGGAAGGAUUUCAAAGGGAUGCUACAGAUCAUCGCCAAACACAAAGACCUCGCCGGAGCCAAAACGCUAGAGUCAGCCGUCGACAGGCUCGUCCGAGCGGGACGAGCCAAGCAGGUGGUAGAGUUCUUCGAGAGGAUGGAGAUCGACUACGGGCUGAAACGAGACAGAGAGUCGCUCACCUUGGUGGUGAAGAAGCUCUGCGAGAGAGGUCACGGGAGCUUCGCCGAGAAGAUGGUGAAGAGCACGGUGAACGAGAUCUUCCCCGACGAGAGGAUCUGCGAUCUGCUGAUAAGCGGAUGGUGCGCCGCCGGGAAGCUCGACGAGGCGACGAGGUUCGCCGGGGAGAUGGCGAGAGGAGGGUUCGAGAUCGGUACGGUGGCUUAUAACGUGAUUCUUGAUUGUGUCUGUAAGCUUUGUAGGAAGAAAGAUCCGUUUCGGCUCCAGUCCGAAGUUGAGAAAGUGUUGCUCGAGAUGGAGACACGUGGCGUGCCGAGGAAUACGGAGACUUUUAAUGUGUUGAUUAAUAAUCUUUGUAAGAUUAGGAGAACUGAAGAGGCGAUGGAGUUGUUUGGGAGGAUGGGUGAGUGGGGAUGUCAGCCGGAUGCUGAGACUUAUCUUGUUUUGAUAAGGAGUUUGUAUCAGGCGGCUAGGAUCGGUGAAGGAGAUGAGCUGAUUGAUAAGAUGAAGUCGGCGGGGUACGGUAAGGCGUUGGAUAAGAAAGAGUAUUACGGGUUUUUGAAGAUACUGUGUGGGAUUGAGAGGCUUGAGCAUGCGAUGGUUGUGUUUAAGAACAUGAAAGCUGAUGGAUGUAAGCCUGGGAUCAAGACUUAUGAUUUGUUGAUGGGGAAGAUGUGUGCGAAUAACCAGGUGACUAGAGCUAAUGGUUUGUACAAAGAAGCGGCGAGGAGAGGUGUUGAGGUUAGUCCUAAGGAGUACAGAGUUGAUCCGAGGUUUUUGAAGAAGAAGAGUAAGGAGGUGGUGGAUAGCAAUGUGAAGAAGAGGGAGACUUUGCCUGAGAAGACGGCGAGGAAGAGGAGAAAGCUCAAGCAGAUCAACAUGAGUUUUGUUAAGAAGCCGCGUAAUAAGAUGAGGAGGAGAAUGUGAUCGGUAGCAUUCUAUGGUUCAAAACAGUCUUUUGUUAUUUCCUUGUUAUUGUUUUGUGAGAAGGUACUGUGAUCUUUGGUCAGUAGCCGAAUAAUCUUUCAGCUGAAUGUAACGUUUAGACACUUUUUAAUGGGUUGGCUCAAGAAUCGGAGAUAAAAGAAAGUUAUUUGCU